GCUGACAUGCCCGGACAAAGACCCAGGAAGGGCCCCAAGGCUCGCGGCCAGGGGGUGGCGGCAGCUAAGCAGCUGGGACUUUUCAUGGAGUUCAACCCAGAAGACAUGUUCUUGGAGGCCGAGGACUUUGGGGACGAUGACGGGGACCUGGAGGCAGAGCUGUUGGCUCUCACUGGUGAUACCGGGACCCCAGAGAGCAAGGCCAGGCCCAAGGGGAAAGCCCCCCUGCCAAUGGCACACAUUGAGAAGCUUGCUGCCGAAUGCAUGCAGGACGUGGGAAAUGAGGCCUCAGAUGAGGAAGAUGAAGCACUGGAGACAGAUACAGACCUGUUGGCAGAGCUACAGGAGGUCCUGGGAGAGGAGGAGAAGGAGGAGGAUGGAGAACUGAACAGCCCCGAUGAGGUGGUUCCCAUGCAGGCCUCUGCCCCAGCAGGCCUUGAGGAAGUGCCCACAACAAGUGGGCUGCAGGGGCUACUGGAGGAACGAAUUGCUAACUACCAGGCAGCAGUUACCAGUGCCAAGGAGGCUGGGGAAGGGGCCAAAGCCCGGCGGUGUGAACGAGGCCUAAAGACUCUGGAGACCCAAUUGACUGCCGUGAAGAAGGGCAGAAAAAUCAAUGAGGAGGAGAUUCCACCCCCUGUGGCCUUAGGGAACAGGCGAGAGCUGCUCCUUCCUACAGAGGGCAAAGGCUGUGGGGAACCCCCAGCUGCCCCAGACCUCCCAGCUGCCUCAGAUUCCCCAGCUGCUCCAGCCCCCACCGCCACCCCAGCCCCCACAGCUGCUCCAACACCCCAAGAAGCAAGUGCCCUGGAGCCAGAUUCCCGGAUGAUGCUACUGACCCGGCAGAAGGAAUACAAAGCUGCCGCCCUGAAAGCCAAACAGGAAGGGGACCUGGAACAGGCCCGAGAGUACAUGAGGAUUGGCAAGAAGUUUGGUGCUGUGCUGGAGGCACUGGACAGAGGGCAACCUGUGGACCUGAGUGGCAUGCCUCCUACCCCUUCAGAGCUCGAGGUCCCCCAAAAAGCCCGGCCAGCCCCAAGCCCUGCCCCACUGGAGCACUCGAAGCCUGUGAUGUCGGCCCCUCCCCCAGCCCCAGGGCCCCCUACCCAGCCCCAGACGGUACUGGAGGCCUUGGGCCAGAGGCUAGGCAAGUACCAAGAGGCUGCAGCCCAGGCCAAGAGCAGCGGAGAUGAGCGGAAGGCCCGCAUGCAUGGGCGCAUCGCCAAGCAAUACCAAGAUGCCAUCCAAGCUCUCAAAGCUGGGAGGAAAGUGAACUUGGCUGAACUUCCUGUCCCCCCAGGCUUCCCUCCUAUCCCUGGCUUGGAGCCUCCCUUGGGCCCUGAGGACAACCCCUUGGCAACUGCCUUGAAGGCUGCUCAGCUGUUGAACAGCCCUGAAGAGAAGGAUGAGGACGAGGAAGAAGACAAGGAAGAAGCCCUGCCCCAGGCCCCAGUGGCCAAGAAGCCAGCUCAGAGGCCUAGCCAAGCUUCCCAGGUAGCCAAACCUUCAGCCACACCAUCCCCUGAGUCCCAGGGCUCUACCUCCCAGGACACCUUGUCCCCAGCAGCCCAGGAACAGCUGGCCUUGCUGGAGAGCCGAAGACUCCAGUGCCAGCGAGCAGCUCUCCAAGCCAAACGGGCUAAAGACCUGGAGCAGGCUAAAGCCCACCUUCGGGCUGCCAAGGCUCUGGACAUGCAGAUUGCCCUGGUGCGCAGCGGCCGUGCGGGCAGCAGCAGCAGCGGGGCCAAGCUUGCUUCCCCUCUGACAGACGAAGAUGGUGGCUUCGUUCUCAUUUGCCAUGAGGACCUCGGGCUCUCCCAGAAGGCCGAGGAAGUGUACGCCCAACUCCACAAGAUGCUAAAGGAGCAGCAGGAGAAGUGCCUGCUGUACUCCAAGCAAUUCAUGCACCAGGGCAAUGUGGCAGAAACCACCUGGUUUGAGAAGCUGGCCCAAGACCGGAAGAAACAGCUGGAGAUCUUGCAGCUGGCCCAGGCCCAGGGCCUGGACCCUCCAAGCCACCGCUUUGAGGAAAAGACCUUCCGGACCGUGAGGAUCUUCUCAGAGCUCAAUAGCACCGAGAUGCAUCUGCUCAUCGUGAGAGGAAUGAACCUCCCUGCCCCGCCAGGUGUGACUCCAGAUGACCUGGAUGCAUUUGUUCGAUUUGAGUUCCACUAUCCCAGCUCGGACCAGGCCCAGAAAAGCAAAACCUCUGUGGUGAAGAAUACCAAUUCUCCAGAGUUUGACCAGCUCUUCAAGCUGAACAUAAACCGGAACCAUCGAAGCUUCCGCCGGCUGGUCCAGAGCAAGGGAAUCAAGUUUGAGAUUUUUCACAAGGGAUCCUUCUUCAGAAGUGAUAAGCAGGUUGGGACGGCCCAUCUGAAGCUGGAGCGGCUGGAGACCGAGUGUGAAAUCAGGGAGAUCCUGGAGGUCCUGGAUGGGAGAAAGCCAACAGGGGGGAAACUGGAGGUGAAGGUGAGACUCCGGGAGCCCCUGAGUGGACAAGACACGCAGAUGGUCACCGAGAACUGGCUGGUCCUGGAGCCCAGGAGCCUCUGAGCCACGCCGGGCCUCCGGAGCUUCGGCCCCACAGAAGAUGCUGCUACCCCGAGCACCAAAGACUUGUUAGUAACUGCACUACCCACCGCGCUUCACGCCCCGAGAGCCCGGAGCUGCCCCGGUGCCGUUGGGCCACUGAGUGGCGGUGACGGACCCUCCGCCCUCAGCACAGGAGCCGA
Molecule: messenger RNA, 2735 nt
Organism: Gracilinanus agilis (Agile Gracile Mouse Opossum)
Lineage: Eukaryota; Metazoa; Chordata; Mammalia; Didelphimorphia; Didelphidae
Gene: CC2D1B
Product: coiled-coil and C2 domain containing 1B
Exons: 24
Coding region: 7-2556 (849 amino acids)
Biological process (GO): regulation of transcription by RNA polymerase II
Cellular component (GO): nucleus
Molecular function (GO): DNA-binding transcription repressor activity, RNA polymerase II-specific; RNA polymerase II cis-regulatory region sequence-specific DNA binding
Source: RefSeq, a predicted model, not a curated record